Molecule: messenger RNA, 1042 nt
Organism: Cyprinus carpio (common carp)
Lineage: Eukaryota; Metazoa; Chordata; Actinopteri; Cypriniformes; Cyprinidae
Product: ferric reductase 1-like
Molecular function (GO): oxidoreductase activity, acting on metal ions
Source: RefSeq, a predicted model, not a curated record
UAUAAAGCUAAUAUACUGUAGGCCUGUAGGUCUGUUUUUUAGUUACUGUAAAUGACUGAAAGUAGGCCAAGGAACCUGGCAACCCUUUUAUGAAUCAGACUUCUCAUCUUAUCCUCUUAUUCUUAUCUUAUUUUUUCAUGUGUUAGUUUUAUGUGAGCACUGAACUCCAUUCAUCAAUUAUUACACAUCUAACAAGCAGGUUUUAUUUCCUCAUAAUUCAAAUAACCGCCUUUAUUUAUUUCUUUAUAGUUCACCAUUUUCACUUGCUCAUACUUCACAUAUCCACUCCCUUUACUUUAUGAUUUUUCCCUGCCAAUAAGGAUGUUUUGCUGUCUGCUUAUUGUUUACCUUCCUGGUAUCAAGCGCUUAUAAACCCACUUAUUCCUGACACACAUCAGUUGUACUCAUAUUUUCUGGAAAAUAACCCAACAUCGCUGUUUGAUUUUGUGAAGAUGAAUAAACAGUUUCUCAUCGUGGUUUUUUGGCUGAAUCUUCAUGCUGUAACUGCAUACAGCAAUGGAACGGUGACUCUGGCAUGCACAUCUAUGACUCCUAAUCAUGGAAAUAAUACUGCCUCUAUGUUAGAACCUCCAUAUAGAAUCACCACAGACGUCUCAAACUACACAGAGGGUCAGGUGAUCAGAGUGACAUUGCAAGCAAAUGAGACUGGGUUCAAGGGCUUCCUUCUUCAGGCCAGGGAUGAGACGGGUCCAGUAGGAACUUUCACAAUUAUGGGAAGUGACGCUCAAUUACUCAACUGUGGAACAGCGGGCUCAGUUGUCAGUCACACUUCAAAUGUUACCAAAUCAAAUAUUGUGGCUCUAUGGAAAGCUCCUAACAACAGCAACACAGAUAUUCGGUUCAGGGCAACAUUUGUGCAGAGUUUCUCUCUCUUCUGGGUUGGCGUUCAAAGUGAUCCUGUUAGAUUCGUGGGCACUAAUACAACAGUCGCCCCACCCCCCAACUCUAGUCCAUCAGUGUCUCUCACAAUCUAUCUUCUUCUUUUACCGCUGCUGGCAAUUAUAUAACAAGUGGGUGAAAA